Aspergillus fijiensis CBS 313.89 is the source of this 840-nucleotide messenger RNA. RefSeq names its product mitochondrial 54S ribosomal protein mL60. The transcript is spliced from 3 exons. The record is from RefSeq and is a predicted model, not a curated record. NCBI's taxonomy places the organism in Eukaryota, Fungi, Ascomycota, Eurotiomycetes, Eurotiales, Aspergillaceae. Gene Ontology annotation, molecular function: structural constituent of ribosome. The coding region runs from base 15 to 341 and encodes 108 amino acids. Gene Ontology annotation, cellular component: mitochondrial large ribosomal subunit.
ACGCUCUGUUCAAGAUGAUGUUCAAGCCCUCGUCGCCGCUCUUCUCGGGUCUUCUCUGGAAGAUCCCCUGGCGCAUCUCCGCGCCCCAGAAAGCCCGCCAGCGGAAGCGCCUCCGCGCCGUCGACCGCGUCGUGGACACGGUGAGCGCGGCGCUGGCCCGGAACGGCCAGACGGCCAAGCCCGUGACGCGGUGGUUCAACGAGAUGCCCCGCGAGGAGGAGAUGCUGCCCAAGGACAAGUACACCAUCUUCGACAAGAAGGAGAAGAAGUACCGGAAGGGGAUUCACAAGCUGCCCAAGUGGACGCGAGUCAGCCAAAGAGUCAACCCCCCUGGUUUCUAAAACGGUGUUCGUUUACUGGAUCAUUUGCGCCCGACAGAAAACGUAUCAUCCGCUAUGAGAAGAAACAACCUUCGUCUCACUACCGAACUUCUUAUCUCGCACACAAAACGAUUUUGGAGUUCGCAGCGCUGCAUUAUACACCAUCACAUUAUCAUCACACCGCCCAUGUUGAUUACCCCUUUCCCAUAUAAAGAGGCUUGCCGAGUUCAGGGGAAAACGGGACACGGGCAAGGGCGAGUAUCGGAGUUUUUAUCUUUUUGGCAACUGGGAGAUGACACAUUAUAACUGCAUUGGUAUUCCUUGAUAUUCACAAUGUUCAAUUUUUUUCUCGCCUUAUACCGUCCGUACAACCACUAUGUUCGCAUCGCUUGAUUGAGCUGUGUGUUCGGUAUCUCGACAGUGUAAAGAUAGGUGGACAUAUAGUCACAUCAAAGCAAGACAGCUCGGAAAUAAGAAUAUAGCAAGAAAGAGCCUCGGGCUGGAUCACUUUUCCCAUACA